CCCCGCGCUUGAUUGUGACGCAGGGCUUCCCCUCUCUAUUUAAGUUUUGGGCGGUUUGUUGGAGGCGCCUCAGAAAAGAUUUGGGAGAGUGAGGGAAGUGGUCUUUUUUUUUUUUUUUUUUGGGAGGUGAAGAUGACCGUGCAGGCCUCGCGCCCCGAUUGGGAGAAAGAGCACCUUUGGCACAACCUCCUGGCGCUGGGCUUCGACCCCGAAGAGGCUGCCGCUGCUGCCGGAAAGAUUUCCACGCACCUCCGCCUGGGAGAGAAUAUGUUUGAUCAGCCAAACAAAGACGCAUUUCAUGUUGUAGCAUGGUUUUUGUUUUCAAAGCUGGACCAGGCACGUUGCAAUGAGAUCUUCAGAUUGUGUUUCCCCCCCACAGAUAAAAGGGAAGAUGCAGAACAUCGAAAACACUCCUAUGAAUGGAUGAAAAAAAUUUCAGAUGAUUGUGGGGAAGGCUUUCCUCCAGUUGUUCCGUCCUUAUUCCUUUCCCCUGGUGGUCCUAAGUUCAUUCACCUAAUGUUCCAUUUCUCAAGAUACGUCUUACUGCAUCAUAUUAAAGUGACUUCUACAGCAGGUGGCAUUCCCUGCCCAAAAGCAUUGAACUCAAAUUCCCCAGACUGCAGUAUGGCAAUGGCAAAAUUCCAGGUGUGUCAAAAUCGAUUUUUAACCGCUCUACAAAAAGAAGACUUCCUCAUUCAGGAACUUCAGAAGAAAGCACAGUGUUUAACUAAACAAAUAAGGAAUUUACAACAUGAAAAUGUAGAUCUGGACAGACAGCUCCAAAAAAUGUGGGAAAAUGUUCCCCAAAAUCAGCAUGACACCCUCCAGAGGAGAAUUGAAAAGGUUCGUUGUUCAUGGGAAGCAAUAAUGAAAGUAUUGCAUCAUCUGCAAAAUGAAAGAGAAGUAGUGGAUGCAGUUCUUAAAGGCCAUGUAGAUGAGUAUGUAUUAGAUGGCACAAGUGUUAAUAUCAACAUCCCAAGGCCGCUGAUUGAAAAAGUUGAAAAGGAAAUACACAAGUUCCCUAUAGGGAAUGUGUACGAAGGAGGAAAACUAAACAUUGUAGCAGUCAUCCAGUUAUUAAACAGAGCCUUGAAAAUGUUGAUUAAUGAACGUCGACACUCUGAAAAGGAUCCACUAAAAUUGGAUCUCAAGUAUUUUGAAAGAAAGACCAAAUCUCAGAAUGAGGCUUUACUGAGACUAAAGUCAUUGAGGCUAAAAUUAAAGCAUGAGGACCGUAAAUUGAUAAGUCAAAUGAUUGCUGAAAAACAACAAGAAUGGGAUUUGAAAUGGAAAAUCUGUCUUGGCCAGUCACCUUUUCAGUUAAUGAGAGAUCCAAACCCUGCUCUUGACUUCUUACCAGCCAUGUCCCCACUUUCUUUUGCUCCUGCGACAGAGGAAGCUUAUAAAAGCAGUGUUUUUUGCCAGUUCCCUGCAUCAAUUCCAGAGGUAAUAAAAAAGAAUCUCCAAACAGAUCAAUUUGAUGGAACUGGUAAAGCAAAAGAAUGCCAAGGGUAUUCAACUGUGCUGACUGCAGAGAGGGAUGUCAUGUCUUUGAAUCUUGCUAGAGCAUCUGAAGAAAGGAUGGCUUCUGAAAGGGAAUCCAAUGCUGACACUCCUACAAGCGCAGAGCCUUCUGAAUUUCAGAUCUUAAAAUAUACAGGAAGAAAAAGUAAAUUAGCAGAAAGUGGGAAGAAAAGACAGACUCGUAUUCUGAAGACAGCGUCUUCAGUUAAAAAAGAAGAUCUUCUGAAGAAAGCACAAGAGCAACUGGUGGAAGAGGUAGCAAAUGUGGUAGUAUCUGAAUCACCACAAAACGUUGGGGGGAAAGGAAAGGAUUUGGAAGACCUGAUUGGCUCCUUGAACUCAGAUCCUUUCUUAACAAGGAAACAAAUUCCGCGGACUCCAGAAAACCUGAUUAGUGAAAUUAGAAGCUCAUGGAAAAAAGCCAUCCAAGUUGAGGAAUCUUCAAAGGCAGAAUCACAUCACGCUGACGCAACAAAAAAAGACUUACCACAAGAUACAGUCCCUGCAUCUGGGAAGCCAAUAGAUUCCAGUAUUGCAGUCUUUAUGUCAUCUGACUCAGCCGAAUCUCCCUUCUUCCUGGAAAUGCCAUCUUCAGAGAGCUUGAAGCAGGGGAUCCUGGGUCGUAAUGAAUUGUCCCCCCACCAAAGGUGUGCUGGGCCACUGGAUGAAAGUUUUUUCAAGCAAAGACUGACACUUACAGUUUCAAAUAGUCCUGCAACUGGUAAUCCUGCAUUCAGCCUCAAUGCAGUAAAUAAAUGUGCAAGCGAGUUGUGUGAUGAUCCAGGGAAGUCAACAGAGACUUUGUCAACUUACAGUCAGGAUUCUUCAAUGUGUUCAACGUUGCCAUGGGCUGGCACUCGAAUGUCAAGUGGCAAUUGUGACGAUAGCCAAGAAGUUGUCAAUUUUAGCAUACUUCAGGAAACCAUUCCAGAAGAAGCAGAGUCUAUAAGUCCAACGGGUUUUAAGGAUUUGGAGUCUGAUGAAGUAAAGGAAGAUAGCUCACAAGACAACAACAAAGGUUUCUCUGUUCAUGUAGCAGAGAAUGAGCGUAAGUUGGAUUUACAUUCUAUUCGGAAACGAUACAAAGCAUUGGAAAAGACUCUUUUCAAGAACUCAUCUUCCAGAAAGCCCAUUUCAAGACGCAGAUCAGACUUCAGUCUUCUUUCAGUAGGCUUAGAAACCACCAAUGUACUUAGCCCUUCUGGGAAACCGUAUGCAUUUGAUGCUGAACUUAUGAAGCCGCCAACACAGAUGGAUGGCUCUUCUUGAAAGAAAAGCCCCUGUCUCCCCUCUAGUUCCCUUUUCUCCAGUACAAGCAGGAAAAAUAUUGGAUGUCUAUUGUGAAGGAGACCUAUCUGAUAAAUUAAAGGGUUAGUACAAUCGAAUCUGCCAGGCAGAAGUGUGUCUGAAUAACUCUUUCAAAAAAGUAGUAUUAAAGUGAAGAAGAAUAUGCAGAGACCUGUAAAGAUAAAGCUAUUUUACGUUUGUAUAAUCAUGAUCGACUGGACUUGGCAUAUAACAUUUGUACAUUCUUCUUUUGCUAAGAAUAGUUUUGGAAAUUUGAUUCAAAGGAGACCUUACUAUUAAUUAAUGCUAUUCCUCAUAGUUUUGUUGCCCAGUUCUAGUGGUAGCGUCUCUCUAUUCUAAAAUAUACUAAUACAUUGAAGUCAUUUGAGACAUUGGGAGAAUGGAAUGUAAAGAUUUGAGAGAAUGCAACACUAGAAAAAAAUUAUAUUAAUGCAUCUUGUCUAACAGAUAAUAGUACAUUUUCAGAUUUGUAAACAUAGAUUUCUCUCAAUUUCAAGCAUAAUUUUCAAGUGAACUGUAGGGAAAUAAUUGGCUAGACGAAUUACUUAUUACAUUUUACUCCUGAUUAGAAAUCUCGGAUUGUUGGAGAUUUCUUCUUGUUGAACUCGUCUUGCAUAUGUUAGUUUUCUCUUAGUACAUCUCCUUGGAGUAGACUUCUGUGAAAAUAAGUUGGUCUGGCUCCUUUUCUUUGCAGUUCCUUGUAAGGCUGUUGUAUUUCUGCCACCAUCUCAACAAAAAAGCACUAUGUUUGGCAAUGCCAGAAUUGGCUUCUUUCCAUUUGGCAUGGAUUUUCCACAGUUACAAGGCAUGGAGAUAGAUGGUCACAUGGAGCAGGGUGUGUGUCUGUCCACUUCCAUCCCAUUUGUCCACGUUUGGAAUGGUGGGGCAACAGAAAAAUUAAAAAUCCAGGAUACCUUUUAUUAAUAAUGAAUUAUUAAAAUCAUCAGAAUUCAUUUGCCUAGGGAAGAUGUCUCUAGAAAAAGAGCCAAUCUAUUAGGUUCAUGCCUUAAAACUAAUAUUUGUCUUGAAAUAUUUAUUAAAACUUUUCUUUUUUUAAAAAAAAAAAUAACACAAUAAACUUGACUCACAGACA
Molecule: messenger RNA, 3925 nt
Organism: Anolis carolinensis (green anole)
Lineage: Eukaryota; Metazoa; Chordata; Lepidosauria; Squamata; Anolidae
Gene: haus6
Product: HAUS augmin like complex subunit 6
Exons: 16
Coding region: 133-2793 (886 amino acids)
Biological process (GO): spindle assembly
Cellular component (GO): mitotic spindle microtubule; HAUS complex
Molecular function (GO): microtubule binding
Source: RefSeq, a predicted model, not a curated record